AAGGAUCCAUGACUAAGGAAGAAUUUACUAAGAUGAAGCAAGAAUUAGAAGCGGAAUACUUGGCAAUCUUCAAAAAGACAGUAGCUAUGCAUGAAGUCUUCUUAUGCCGUGUAGCUGCUCAUCCCAUUUUGAGGAAGGAUUUAAAUUUCCAUGUCUUCUUGGAAUAUAAUCAGGAUUUGAGUGUUCGGGGAAAAAAUAAGAAAGAGAAACUUGAAGACUUUUUUAAAAACAUGGUUAAAUCUGCUGAUGGUGUCAUUGUUUCAGGAGUAAAGGAUGUAGAUGAUUUUUUUGAACAUGAAAGAACAUUCCUUGUAGAAUACCAUAACCGUGUCAAGGAUUCCUCUCUCAAGUCUGAUAAAAUGACAAGAUCCCACAAAA
Molecule: messenger RNA, 378 nt
Organism: Protobothrops mucrosquamatus (brown spotted pit viper)
Lineage: Eukaryota; Metazoa; Chordata; Lepidosauria; Squamata; Viperidae
Product: sorting nexin-6-like
Exons: 4
Cellular component (GO): endosome
Molecular function (GO): phosphatidylinositol binding
Source: RefSeq, a predicted model, not a curated record